Molecule: messenger RNA, 642 nt
Organism: Rattus rattus (black rat)
Lineage: Eukaryota; Metazoa; Chordata; Mammalia; Rodentia; Muridae
Product: keratin-associated protein 10-8-like
Exons: 1
Coding region: 1-642 (213 amino acids)
Cellular component (GO): keratin filament
Source: RefSeq, a predicted model, not a curated record
AUGGCUGCCUCUACCUUGUCCAUUUGCUCCAGUGACUUGAGCUACGACAGCCGCGUCUGCCUGCCCGGUUCCUGUGACUCUUGCACUGACUCCUCCUGGCAGGUGGACGACUGCCCAGAGAGCUGCUGUGAGCCCUGCGGCUGUGCCCCCAGCUGCUGCCAGCCUAGCUGCUGUGUUCCUUGCUGUGCCCCCAGUUGCUGUGUUCCCAGCUGUUGCCAGGCCAGCUGCUGUGCCCCCAGCUGCUGUGCCCCAACCCCUUGCCUCCUCUGCACCCCAGUGAGCUGUGUGUCCAGCCCCUGCUGCCAGCAGUCUAGCUGCCAACCAGCUUGCUGCACCUGCUCCCCCUGCCAGCAGCCCUGUGGUGUGACCCUUUGCUGCAAGCCUGUGUGCUGCACACCCAUCUGCUCUGCCUCCUCCUCCUCCUGCUGCUGCCAGCCCUCCUGCUGUGCUCCUGUAUGCUGCAAGCCUGUGUGCUGCAAGCCCUGCUCCAGCCUGUCCCUGCUGUGCCGCCCUGUGUGCAGACCUGCCUGCUGUGUGCCCACCUCCUCCUGCUGUGCCUCCUCCUGCCAGCCCAGCUGCUGUCGCCCAGCCUCCUGUGUGUCCCUGCUGUGCCGCCCUGCCUGCUCCAGACAGGCCUGCUGA